Molecule: messenger RNA, 777 nt
Organism: Pseudopipra pipra
Lineage: Eukaryota; Metazoa; Chordata; Aves; Passeriformes; Pipridae
Gene: STMND1
Product: stathmin domain containing 1
Source: RefSeq, a predicted model, not a curated record
AUGGAGAGAUUACGUACAGCAUUUGGAUCACAUACAGCACUGAAAUACAACACACAUAGAGAAGAGCCAGCCAUGGAGCUGGUUCAGCAAAGCACAACCAACAGCCAGUCCACUGACUACAGCCAGCACUUUAGCCAUCAUCCGCUUCCCAGUUUUACAAAUACUCUGGCAUUGGAAAUACACCAUGAAGCUUUGUUUGAAUGCCAAGUGCUCUACAAGUGUAAAGUUUUAACAUUUUCAUCUUUUGAAGGCACACUGUUCAUCAGCAAGUUCAUCAGUAAAUCACCCGUAGAGGACAGGCAAAAAUCAUCAAACCUUCUUGAACAGCUGAGGAUGCAGGGAAUAAUUAAGAGCCAAAAUACCACUGCCAGAAUUGGAGAAGCAUAUGAGAACAAGGGAGAUGCCCUGGAAAAGACACUGAGGAAACCCCCAGCUAGGCUGGACAAGGAGGCAGGUGAUUUUACAGUGAAGGACAUGAAGACUUCUGUUGCAGCAAAGAAACAGGUUAAGGAAAAAGAACUGAACAAAAUGCCACAACACAUUAGAUAAUUUUUUCCCCCGGCAACUGCUCACCAAACCACAAGGAAACAGACUGAAAAGGACUGUCUAAGUUUUGAAAGUCAAGGAGGUACAAACCCUCAGUCCUCACCUUCAGAUGGUGAGCCAGGGCUACUGCUGAAGGAAGUAAGUGCAGUAGAAGCCACAAACAAUUAUACUGAGGACUCUGUCAUUGAGUCGGUAACUUAAAGCUGUGUCAAUGAAUCAAUAUGGAUCUAA